Aspergillus steynii IBT 23096 is the source of this 1863-nucleotide messenger RNA. RefSeq names its product imidazoleglycerol-phosphate synthase. The transcript has 3 exons. Lineage: Eukaryota; Fungi; Ascomycota; Eurotiomycetes; Eurotiales; Aspergillaceae. Gene Ontology annotation, molecular function: oxo-acid-lyase activity; imidazoleglycerol-phosphate synthase activity. Bases 171 to 1832 code for a protein of 553 amino acids. Gene Ontology annotation, biological process: L-histidine biosynthetic process. The record is from RefSeq and is a predicted model, not a curated record.
CUGCAUUUUAUUCACCAGGGAUUAGAGACUAUCACAAUCUUAAAGAAGUACCGGCGUACCCUAUAAUCAAAAGAAUUAUAUUAUCUUAACAUACUCUCUUCUUCUUUUGUUUAUAUUUUUUUUAUCAUUUUCUUCUACCUUUUAAAGCAGGGCACUGCAGUUCUGUCGCAAUGCCAACUGUGCACCUGCUGGACUAUGUUGCUGGGAAUGUCCGUUCUCUGGUGAAUGCAAUCAAUAAAGUUGGAUAUGAUGUGGAAUGGAUUAGGUCUCCUGAUGACUUGAAGAAUGCGGAGAAACUCAUCCUGCCGGGUGUCGGUCACUUUGGCCAUUGUCUCUCCCAACUUUCGGAAGGAGGGUACUUGGGGCCUAUCAAACAGCAUAUAGAAUCCGGCAAACCUUUCAUGGGAAUCUGUGUCGGGCUACAGGCCUUGUUUGAUGGCUCAGAAGAGGACUCCCAUGUUCCUGGACUGGGGCUGGUCCCAAUGCACAUGCAAAAAUUCAACGCCGAUACAAAGAGUGUGCCUCACAUAGGGUGGAAUUCCGCCAUGGAAACCAAGUGUCAUUCUUCGGGUGACCAAACUUUCUACGGAUUAGAUCCAACCAGCAAGUAUUAUUACGUCCAUUCAUACGCAGCAUUCUAUACACCCAGCGUGCUGGAGGCGCAGGGCUGGUCGGUUGCCACCGCAACCUAUGGCAAAGAAGAAUUUAUCGGUGCUAUAGCUCGGGAUAAUGUCUUCGCGACGCAAUUCCACCCAGAGAAAAGUGGCAAUGCUGGUCUACGAACCAUUCGCGCCUUUCUUAAUGGUGACCGGUUUCAGUCACUCGCUAGAGGACCCUCUCACUCACAGCAGCAAGAUAAUGGAUUGACUCGCAGGAUUAUCGCCUGUUUAGAUGUCCGUACAAAUGAUGCCGGCGAUCUAGUAGUCACCAAGGGUGACCAAUAUGAUGUCCGCGAGAAGAGCGGUGUAGAUGCCGGCGGACAAGUUAGGAACCUGGGGAAGCCAGUUGAUAUGGCCAAAAAAUACUACGAACAGGGGGCCGAUGAGGUCACUUUUCUGAAUAUAACAUCUUUCAGAAAUUGCCCUUUGGCAGAUACGCCUAUGCUGGAGAUUCUGAGAAGAACGUCAGAAACUGUUUUCGUGCCUCUUACUAUAGGGGGUGGAAUCAAGGAGACCGUGGAUACCGAUGGCACUCCCGUUUCAGCGCUCGAUGUGGCAACUAUGUAUUUCAAAUCCGGGGCUGACAAGGUUAGUAUUGGGUCGGACGCCGUCAUUGCAGCAGAGGAAUUCUAUAAAGCGGGAGGAAAAUUGAGCGGACAAACAGCAAUAGAGACAAUAUCACAGGCCUAUGGAAACCAGGCUGUGGUUGUGAGUGUCGAUCCCAAACGUGUCUAUGUGUAUCGACCUGAAGACACCAAUCACCAUACCAUCAGGACGAUGCACACAAAUGCGGCAGGUCAGAACUUUUGCUGGUACCAGUGUACUAUCAAGGGGGGCAGGGAAACUCGAGAUGUUGAUGUCCGACAGCUGGCGAUAGCUGUGGAGGCCAUGGGAGCCGGUGAAAUCCUCCUGAAUUGCAUUGAUAAGGACGGAAGCAACAGCGGAUUUGAUCUAGAACUUAUUAACGAUGUCAAAGCUGCUGUCAAGAUACCAGUCAUUGCUUCAAGCGGGGCUGGUGUUCCUGAACAUUUUGCCGAGGUCUUCGAGCGCACAGCUACUGAUGCAGCUCUGGGUGCUGGCAUGUUUCAUCGUGGCGAGUAUACGGUGGAUGAAGUUAAGGGGCACCUGAGUAACAGAGGAUUUUCAGUCCGUUCUUUGGAAACUGAGAUAUGACAUGCUAUUCUGGCUUCAGGGUUAAAUAGGG